GGCAGGGCGCUCCGGGCAGCGCAGCCCCGGCACUCCUCCUGCUUUACGUGUCCGGGAGCGAGUCCCGCUUGCCAGAGGCGCGAUCUGCUCGCCUUGCAUUUUUGCAGGCCUCCGGGACAAAUCUGUGUGUAAUCCUACAUUGCAAACGUGACCCUUUAAAUCUUUACGCAGACAUCUUUCAUCUAACCAGAUGAGUAAUCCUGGGUUAGCCAGUGGCACCAGGCACACACUUGAGGUUUAUCGGCUUAGCAGGUUUAAAGCCUGCAGAUGUAGCAUAUCCAGCUUCUGUUUCAUGUUUGCAUCUAGGCAAGCAUCAGGUAUCCCUGGGCUGGCUCCAACUGAUGAAAAGGAUGGCAACCUGCCAGAUAUCAUUGUCAGCAGCAGUUUACAUGAGUUUCUUGUGAACCUUCAUGAGAAAUAUGGGCCACUGGUCUCCUUCUGGUUUGGAAGACGUCUUGUUGUCAGCCUCGGCUCCAUUGAUCUCCUGAAGCAACAUGUUAACCCAAACCGGUUGUUGGAUCCCUUUGAGACAAUGCUGAAAUCCCUCUUGAGAUACCAGUCCAGCCUGAAUGGGGAUACAGGAGAGAGCCACAUGAGGAGAAAACUGUAUGAGAAUGGUGUGACCAAGUCCUUGCAAAGUAACUUUGCUCUCAUCCAGAAGCUGUCAGAAGAGCUGCUGGCCAAAUGGCUGUCUCUCCCUGAGGCACAACAUGUGCCACUCUGCCAGCACAUGCUGGGCUUUGCCAUGAAGUCUGUCACGCAGACAGCUAUGGGCAGCAGCUUUGAAGAUGACCGGGAAGUCAUCCGAUUCCGCAGGCACCAUGAUGCAAUCUGGUCAGAGAUUGGAAAAGGUUUUUUGGAUGGGUCUCUUGACAAAAACAUGACUAGGAAGAAGCACUAUGAAAACGCUCUGGUGGAGAUGGAAUCCAUCAUAAGGAAGGUUACAAAGGAGCGCCGAGGCAGAUCAUUCAACAGGCAUGUCUUUAUAGACACCUUGCUGCAGGGGAGCCUGAGUGACCAGCAGAUUCUGGAAGAUACAAUGAUUUUCUCUUUGGCAGGAUGUGUAGUCACUGCUAACUUGUGUACCUGGGCAGUCUAUUUCCUGACAACCUCAGAAGAUGUUCAGCAGAAUCUCUACAAGGAGAUGGACCGUGUUCUGGGGAAGGGACCAAUUACACUUGAGAAAAUUGAGCAGCUCAGGUACUGUCGGCGAGUGCUGUGCGAGACAGUGCGGACAGCAAAGCUCACUCCCAUUGCUGCACAGCUGCAGGAGCUGGAGGGCAGAGUCGACCAACAUACUGUCCCCAAAGAGACACUUGUGCUUUAUGCUCUUGGUGUGAUGCUGCAGGAUAGUUCAUCUUGGCCAUCACCAUACAAGUUUGACCCAGACAGAUUUAAUGAGGAAUUAGCCAUGAAAAACCUCUCCUUGCUGGGUUUCUCAGGAAGCCAGGAGUGCCCAGAGUUGAGGUUUGCCUAUAUGGUGGCCACAGUUCUGCUGAGUGUCCUGGUAAGGAAAUUGUAUCUCCACCCAGUGAAAGGACAAGUCAUGGAGGCAAAAUAUGAACUGGUAACCUCACCAAAGGAGGAAGCCUGGAUAACGGUGUCUAAGAGAAGCUGAGAGCAAGCAAAACAAGGGGUUCAAAGUGCCAGCAGUGAAGUUCUGAGCAAGGGUGUUCAUGAGAAUCAUACUGGCACAUGUUUACUCAGCCAAGGAAUUUUAUAUCCCAAUUUUUUUACCUUCCAUAUUCUUAACCUCAUGCCUGUCUUUGGUACUUUCUCUAAUUCAACCAGUAGUCAUAUUAAAGUAGAUUUAAUCUAUAUGUAUUUUUUAUAUUUGCUUUUGGAACUCUGGCUAAACCUUUGUGAAGGAAGCAAGAGACCUUGCAGUGGUGUAUAUAUGAAAUACAGGGUGUCAGCUAGUCAAAGACCAGAGCUCUGGUUAACCCAGUCUCUUUCCAAUAGCAGCCAGAGCUGGGUAGGAGUGCCCCUCCUAUCCAGUGGAAUGCUUCUUCCUGAAUCCUAGCUAAAUAAGACCUUGGAGACACAAGGACAAAGCCUUUCCUAUAUAUAGGUAUUUUUAUUCAAAGUGUCUUUCCCUCCCUUGAGCUAUAUCUGUCGGGAAGAGCAGAUAUAUCCUGUGAGAAGUAUGUGUGAGUGUGAGAAAGAGAGAAAUAAAGUGGGGUGGGAAUUGCACCACUAGUUCUCAUGCUGUGUAAUCUUGCCAUGCUCUGAGGUUGCACAAAAAAGGAUGACUGAGAAAUGCUAGUAAAACAAGAGGAAUAAAAUUGGUUUGGCCCCUGAGAAAACAGAAGCAUCAGUAAUAAUAUAACGAAAUGAAACAAAACCACAGAACAAAGCCCCAAGAAAGGGAGUCUCUAUCCUGACAAUUCUGAGGGCAAUGUCUAAUCUAAUCAACAUCAGAAAUUGACAGAUGCUUGCAAUUUAUUCAGCACUGGGUUAGCAUGAGACUGGUCAUGCAAAUACUGGAGAGUGCUGAUUUAAUAAAGCUCUAGAUUAAUGUUGCACUUAAUAACUUAAAAGCCUUUCAAAAAAUCAUUUUCCUCCUCCAAAGUGUGUUUGCCAAAGAAGCACUGAAUGCUGCAUGUUCACAUGCUUUUUCUUGCUUCUUCCUUUCUUUUUUGCCAAUCAUAGGACAGCUCCAUUCAAAGCCCCAUUGAAUGGUUUGCAAGGCAGGAACCUCCUACCCCAUUAUCACAUUGGAGUAAUUGCCAUCUGACUUACUGUUCACGUUGUGGUUCUUCCCUUUUUUCUCUUACAUUUUUCUCCUUAUCUUUAUAAAUCUUUUCUCCAUACACCUGACUUCUCUGUUAGCUCCAGUUCCUAUCCCCUUGCCACCCAGCAGCUGUGAGGUGGUAGGUGAGGGGUUUCUCAGCCUGCAGCUGUGUCUGCUUAAGCUGUACACAGCUGCCUGUGCACCACAGAGCAGGCCAAGAGUGUGUGCCUCCCAUUAGAGCUACAUGUUACUGCUUGUGCAGACAGAGUACAUCUAACUGCUAACUGCAGUUCUUAUUUCUACAGAUGUUGAUAUUUUCACAAGUACAUUACAGGUCAGGAAAUCUGCUGCUCUUUUAAAAUGUUUUUGCUCUUGCCUGAGGUGUGCCAGCCUGAAUGCAAUCCCAUCAGCUCUUACAGGGUUAAAGGCUGAUGCCAUCCUCUGUGGGCACCAGACAAAGAAAAUUCUGCUCUUG
Messenger RNA from Ficedula albicollis (Collared flycatcher), 3209 nucleotides. Its product is annotated as cytochrome P450 20A1. The record is from RefSeq and is a predicted model, not a curated record. The coding region runs from base 191 to 1618 and encodes 475 amino acids. Gene Ontology annotation, cellular component: membrane. Gene Ontology annotation, molecular function: heme binding; monooxygenase activity; oxidoreductase activity, acting on paired donors, with incorporation or reduction of molecular oxygen. The transcript has 13 exons. Lineage: Eukaryota; Metazoa; Chordata; Aves; Passeriformes; Muscicapidae.